GUUAUGAUCGAUUAAAUGCGCUGAUACUUCAUCGCUCCUGUCAAACAUAUAAGGCUGAGUGGAGCGGUCGACCUCUCCAAGAUGGCCGCCCGGAAUCGUCAGGAGGCGCCUGUUUUUUAUGUUUAUGGUGGAAACAGUCUGCGGGGAAAUACAGAGGAAACAGAAACUCCGGAAAAUUUUUUUUUUUUUUUCUAAAAAUCCUGAUUUAGAAAAAUGAAACUGAAACAAGAAAGUUUUUACAGCAGAGAUUCAUAAAAUAAUGGUAAGAUCAUUCAUAACUUCAUCAGAAAACAGGUCAGCCAAACAAAACAUCCAAAUCAUUUUUGAAUGUUUGACCUUAUUAAAUAUUCUAUAUUGUAGUUUUAAUUCACUCAUCUGGUCAAAGUUAAAAUAUGGAUUUGAUAUUGAAUUUAUCGAUCUGACUGGACUCUACCUCACCGCAUCCCUGGUUCUGGUUCUGCUGAGUCAACUCAGACCUGGCCGGCCUGAGGAAUAAACGAGGUCUGUCAAUGUGGAAAAGAUCAUUCCCACGAUUCCAGUGGCCUGAAGUCCAACUUCUGUCUUGUUUCAUUUCUUGAUCAAAUCUUCUGUUCUGGAGGAGAAUGUCAGGAACCUGGAGAACCUGGAACCUCCUGGAGAACCUAAGGAACCUGGAAUUUCAUGGAACCUUUUGGAGAGCCUGGGGACCUGGAAUGUCCUGGAACCUCCUGGAGAACCUUGGGAACCUGCGGAAGCGGAGCCGCUGAUGGGUUCAGCAGCUGCUCCGCUCAGACCAUCCAGCUGCUGAGAGUCAGACCGGAAACACGGACAGAACUCCUUCAAAAUAAAAGCUGCUGGCUGUUUGCUGGCCUUCCAUCCAGGAACUGGGUGAGGGUGUGUUUCAUUUCUCCACCUGUGUGUCUGAGUGGAGCAGAACGGGACAGCGGGGUUCUGCCGGCAGGAGCUGAGAAGGUUCUGGACCAGAACCAGAAGAACAUGAAAUUACUUUUAAAAAAUGUUUAUACUAAUUAAAAUGGUUAAAGCGUUAAUGUGACUAAAUUAUUAUUUUUAAAUUAUUAUUCAAGUUGGUUAAAUUAUUAAAAUGAAUAUUUUAAGUCUUUUUUUCCGGUUUCACUACAGAUCGGGAUGCCCGCGCAGCUCUGUUUUAUUUUGACGGGUCAGACCGGAAGCUGCGAGUUGCAUUCUAUCAGACUUGACCCGCAGUGCCCGCUGCGGUCCGGCUGAUUCGAACCGGUCCCGGACUGUUUGGAUCAGCAGGUUUUUUGGGUUUGGACCCGUUUUUAUCUCCUGGUUCUGUUGGUUCUGUUUCCGGACUUUUUCCAAACUUUUGUUGUGUCUUCUGGAAGUUCUGGUCAGUUUGCCCAUUUUUCCAGAGAUUUCCCAGUUCGGUUCGGUAUUUCCUGCAGGACCUGACUGGAAUGUAAUUGCGAGUUCUGAAGAGAAGAACCUCAGUCAGAACCGGUACCAGCUCUGAGCGGACCUGAAAUGCUGGUUCUGCUGGUCCUGGUUCUCGUUCCGGAGCCGCUCUUCUGCUGGGGCGCUCCUCCGGUCCGGUCCUCCAUCCCUGACCCGGUUCUGGACCUGGACCUGCUGGAGGAGCCGGGAGGCGGCAACGGAACCGGGUUCGGGCGCUGCGGACCGUGCGACCCUGAGCUGUGCCCGGAGCCCCGCGGCUGCCGGGCCGGCCUGGUUCCGGACCGCUGCGGCUGCUGCGCGGAGUGCGGGAACCUGGAGGGCCAGGCCUGCGACCCGGGGGCCCGGGCCCGGUUCUACGGGCUGUGCGGUACCGGGCUGCGGUGCCAGGCGGAUCGACCCGCGGGAGGAGGAGGAAGAGGAGAGGAUGAGGAGGAGGAGGAGGAGGAGGAGGAGGAGGAGGUGUGUGUGUGCGAGCAGCAGAGGGCGCUGUGCGGCAGUGACGGAACCACAUACCUGAACAUGUGUCGGUUCCGAGAGGCCGCCUUCUCCGACCCGGAGCUCGAAAUCGCGGGGACGGGUCCCUGUAGGACAGCCCCUGUGAUCAAGGUGGCCCCCCAGGACCAGGUGAACGGCAGCGGCAGCAUCAUGCUGCUGCUGUGCGAGGUGUUUGCGUUCCCCAUGGCGCUGGUGGAGUGGAGGAAGGACGGCCGGGAUGUUGUCCUGCCUGGAGACGACCCCCACAUCUCUGUCCAGGCCAGGGGCGGGCCUCUGAGGUUUGAGCUCUCCAGUUGGCUGCAGAUCGAGGGGGCGGAGCCUGGAGACUCAGGAACCUAUCGCUGCAUCGCUCGCAACGAGCUGGGAUCGGUCUCCGCCUCGGCUGUACUGGGAGUACUGGGAGCAGGUGACACACAGUCCUUCCUGUCGGUGCGUCCAGAGGAGCUGUCGUCUGAGAGGAAGCAGCUGCUGGACAACCUCUGA
This is a messenger RNA of Gambusia affinis (western mosquitofish), 2394 nucleotides long. Its product is annotated as kazal-type serine protease inhibitor domain-containing protein 1-like. Gene Ontology annotation, molecular function: insulin-like growth factor binding. Gene Ontology annotation, cellular component: extracellular region. Gene Ontology annotation, biological process: regulation of cell growth; regulation of signal transduction. The record is from RefSeq and is a predicted model, not a curated record. Lineage: Eukaryota; Metazoa; Chordata; Actinopteri; Cyprinodontiformes; Poeciliidae.